AAUAACAUUGCUCGAUUCGACUCAUGACUGUCGACUGCACUCAAGCUAGCCGGUAUCAAUAAUUCAGGAUAACAUUUAUUUAUACAUCUAUCAUCCAUAUAUUAGUUGAAUUAUAGUUUUUUUCAAGCGUGUCACUACUCGGCUCUUUGAUCAUGUUGUUUUACUCGUUUUUCAAGUCACUGGUGGGAAAAGAUGUGGUUGUUGAACUCAAGAAUGAUCUAAGUAUUUGUGGGGUUCUGCAUUCAGUGGACCAAUACUUGAAUAUUAAACUGACAGAUAUCUUAGUUACUGAUCAAGAUAAAUAUCCUCAUAUGAGAUCUGUUAAAAAUUGUUUUAUCAGAGGAUCUGUUGUUCGUUACGUUCAGUUACCUGGAGAUGAAGUUGAUACCCAAUUACUACAAGAUGCAGCAAGGAAAGAAGCAACAACACAGACCCGAUAGUGUAUUAUAAUUUUUCUUUUAGAUGUAAUAUAGCAUAAUUAAGAGUAGGCAUCAGAUGCAAAAUAUCAUUUUUAGUCAUUUGAUGCCUGCGAUUACAAUAAUUGUAAACAUCAACACAAUGACAUUCUGAAUAUAGGGUAAUAAUCUUAUUGCUUUAAUUCAGAUGAACUUGCAGUAAACAAUCUAAUUACAAAAUACAGCUACAAAUUGAUUAUGUGUAAUUAUCACAUAUUAUGAUUUGUCUAACCAAUUAAUUUUGGCGAGGCAGUUUAUAAAACCAAUGAAUUUUUCUCAAAGAUGACAAUUUUGUAAAAUGAUGAUGAAUCAAUUAACGAUAUUGAUUAAAUAUUUUGAAUACUAA
Messenger RNA from Trichogramma pretiosum, 801 nucleotides. Its product is annotated as U6 snRNA-associated Sm-like protein LSm2. The transcript has 4 exons. The record is from RefSeq and is a predicted model, not a curated record. Gene Ontology annotation, biological process: mRNA splicing, via spliceosome. Gene Ontology annotation, cellular component: precatalytic spliceosome; U6 snRNP; P-body. Bases 153 to 440 code for a protein of 95 amino acids. Gene Ontology annotation, molecular function: RNA binding. NCBI's taxonomy places the organism in Eukaryota, Metazoa, Arthropoda, Insecta, Hymenoptera, Trichogrammatidae.